Messenger RNA from Salvia splendens (bonfire salvia), 756 nucleotides. Its product is annotated as peroxidase 5-like. The record is from RefSeq and is a predicted model, not a curated record. Gene Ontology annotation, biological process: response to oxidative stress. Lineage: Eukaryota; Viridiplantae; Streptophyta; Magnoliopsida; Lamiales; Lamiaceae. Gene Ontology annotation, molecular function: heme binding; peroxidase activity. The transcript is spliced from 2 exons. The coding region runs from base 166 to 594 and encodes 142 amino acids.
GACAGCGCCCUAGUGGCCGGCCACAUCUGGUACGACGUGCCCUCGGGGCGCAGAGACGGGCGCGUGUCUCUGAGCUCUGAGGUGGUGCAGAACCUCCCUCCUCCGUUCUUCAGUGCGGCCCAGCUCAGAGACAACUUCAACGUGAAGGGCCUGUCGCUCGACGAGAUGGUGACGCUCUCCGGGGCCCACUCCAUCGGGGUCUCCCACUGCUCCUCCUUCGCCCCCCGCCUCUACGCCUUCAACGCCACCUUUGCUCAGGACCCUUCUUUGGACCCCGGAUAUGCCGCCUUUUUGAAGACCAGGUGCCCGCCUCCGGGAAGUAACAAUGAUCCUAUUGUGAACAACGAUGUUGCUACGCCUACAAUUCUCGAUAACAAGUAUUACUCGGGGUUGACGGAGAGGACGGGUCUGCUGACCUCGGAUCAGACGCUGUUCGAGAGCGAGCUGACGAGGCAGCUGGUGGUGGACAAUGUCAAAUAUGGGGCGGUUUGGGGGAAGAAGUUUGGGGCGGCGAUGGUGAAGAUGGGGUAUAUAGAUGUGCUCACUGGGAAUGAGGGGGAGAUUAGGAAUAAUUGCCAUUUUGUUAAUUACUAAUUAGCCUUGUGUUGAUUGAGAUUUGCUGAUUUGCAUGUGGUUUGUUUUGAGUUUUUACUGUGUCGUCAUUUGAUACUUGGUGGCAAACAUUUGUAAGUGUGAAUUGUUGUCAUGUUUGCAUAUUUGAGUAAAUAAAGAAAUUGGUGUGAUUAAAUUUGUUUA